Molecule: messenger RNA, 2238 nt
Organism: Trichophyton rubrum CBS 118892
Lineage: Eukaryota; Fungi; Ascomycota; Eurotiomycetes; Onygenales; Arthrodermataceae
Exons: 3
Coding region: 1-2238 (745 amino acids)
Biological process (GO): carbohydrate metabolic process
Cellular component (GO): extracellular region
Molecular function (GO): chitinase activity
Source: RefSeq, a predicted model, not a curated record
AUGGCUUUCCCCAAAACGAUCAUGGCCUUUAUUGCCUUUAUAUCUUUGCUCGUUUCCACUACUUUUGCUGUGGAUGUGUUCUCUACUACCAACGUGGUCACCUACUGGGGCCAGGGCCAUAAUCAAAAACGUCUAUCGCACUAUUGUCAACAGGUUGAACAUGAUAUAAUUGUUAUUGGCUUUGUUAAUGUUUUUCCUGACCAAGGCAAGGGUGGCUGGCCGGGAACAAACUUUGGAAACCAAUGCUACAUGGGUACCUAUAUAACCCCAGAGGGGGAAGAAACGGAGCUUCUGAGCUCAUGCCACAAAAUUAUAGAGGAUAUACCCAUUUGCAAAGCAGCAGGAAAGACUAUAAUGCUUUCUCUAGGUGGCCAAGCCGUGGAUGGCUCCAAGACAUACAGCGUCAAGACCAGACUAUCUGCCGUUUCCUUUGCAGACUUCCUUUGGGGCGCCUUUGGACCCGUCUCUCCUGGGUGGGGUGGUCCUCGGCCCUUUGGUGACAAUGUUGUAGAUGGAUUUGAUUUCGACAUAGAAGCUAACGGUGGUGCAAACUACGAGUACAUGGCCGAGCGUCUGCGAAGCAACUUUGCUACUGAUUCAUCUAGACAGUACUACCUAUCUGCUGCCCCCCAGUGCGCUCUCCCUGAUAGAAACCUCGGCAACCUUAUCAGUAGCUCUGCUUUCGACUUUAUUUUCGUCCAGUUUUACAACACCCCUAGUUGUUCCGCCUUUAACUGGGCUCAAAACCCCUCCAAAUCCGGGUUUACCUUAGAUUCAUGGGUUCAGUUCAUCCGCAAUGGCGCAAGCCGCAAUGCAAAACUAUUCAUUGGCCUUGUUGGUGACCAGACCAGGAUCUCGCCACACGGAGAAUAUACCAAGGAUGACAGGAAUUACCUCGCUCUCCCAGAUGCUGACAAGCUCAUCAAGGCAUACAUGAACAAAUAUCGUGCCAACUUCGGUGGUAUUAUGAUCUGGGAUGCUCUAACCUCAGAUGAAAACCAGCUCGUCACAGGAACCUAUGCUUCUAAUAUUAAAAGAUUACUGCUUAACAACGAACCUUCUCAACCAACAACUACCUCCAAGACCAUGAGCAGCACGAAGACAUCUAUUUUCACGACCACUUCGAAGCCUACGACAACCACCAGUACUAUGUCUUCAACUUCAAAGGUUUCUUCAUCCACUGGGUCCAUGCCUACGAUGACUACCUCCACUAGGACUACUUCAUCCACAACGACAACAUCUUCCACCAAAAUCACACCAUCAACAAGCCCCAGCCCUAUCAUAUCUACUUCUACCACCUCCGGGCAUCAAAAUACCACAACUAAAACCACCGGAACUGAGACCCAGACAAGCAAAACAUUUAUUACUACCACCAGUAUCUGGAGCUCUGGAACUGGCAUUGGCACUGGUACUGGGAUCCCAACCAUCACCACCACCCCAAAAUACCCAAACACUACCUUCACCAGCGACACUACAGGUAGUCCCACAAUGUCUGAUACUACUAUCACGCUCACCAUCACCUCUUCUAUGCAUCACACUUCUGCUACAACUUCGACUAUUCCAACCUUUACUACGACGCCUAUCCAAACAUCAGAGACGAGCAUUUCUAUGCCAAGCGGAAUAACAACUUCCUCUACGCAUCAAUCAUCCAAAAUAACCAUACCUGGCCCUCCCGAUAUGCCUACGACCAUAGUUUCUCCUUCACCGACCAAGCCUGGACAUUCUACAACAACAGCCAUCAUUACUACUACAUUUACCUCUGUCUGCCCUACUGGAAUCACUACUGUCACGACGACCUAUACCACAAUCUACUGCCCGGAAGCAAUUCCUACGCCGACAGCGGGUAACGCUCCGCCACCUCCUGCAAUGGAAUGGACCACCAUAGUCACUACUUGUACCAAAUGUGCUUCCACCUCGGCAAUUAUGACAGUCACCUACCCAGUCACUGCCCCAUCGGAGCCCGUGACUCCAACACAGGUGCCAGGAACACUGCUUCCACCAGGAGCACCAGGUACUAGCUCUGGAAUUCCACCAUCAGAAACUGCUGGCAACAAGCCAGGAAACCCGGGCACUCUAACCGGCAUUUUCCCUCCAAAGCCAACCAUGUCAGUUCCCCCAGAAAUGGGUGGCAAUGGUGGGGAUAUAACCCCAGUUUACACUGGUGGAGCUGUAGUCGUGUCGCCAUCCUUCUCGAUCAUUAUUAUGGUGUUGUGUGCAAUCGUAUAUCACAUUAUGUAA